UCAAUGCGACAGGUGAAAUUGCGCUGUUUGAGUGAUGGGCCACAAAUGUUCCCAAAAAUGUCCAAGAAGCGAAAGCUUGAUGCAGAUGAAAGCUCGUUUGAUGAAAGACGAGAAGGCGAAUACAUGUUUGUGCUUCAAGGAGGAAAAAAAAGGGAGAGAGCCCUCGCUUGCUCAAGGGCACCUCGGCAGUCGUCAGGAAGCAAGUCGGCAUCCCUGCGACUCCUUGUUGCCAUAUUUUGUCUGCAGCGGGACGAGACCUGUGCCGUGGGCAAAGCAAAAGCCAUGCUGCACGUCUAAAGACAGUUCUUCCUCCUUGAAGCAAUCUACACGGCGUCCCCCGAGGCCCCCCACCUCCGCCUCCGCCGCCUCAGCAUUUCUGACCUCAGAAAAGGGGAAUCGAAUGGCAACGGGAAGAGGAGGGAGGAGGACGAGGCUGCAGCAGCCCUUGGAUGUUGAUCGGGCUUUUGUCUCGGAAGGAGGAGGAGAAAGAUCUUCAAUGUCGGCCAUGUUAGCAGGCGCUGACUCGCAGUGACAAAAGGGGAACAUCCAUCCAAGAAUUUGCUGCCAGCGUCAAUGACGAACGAGUGAAUAUUGAUGACGAACUCCAAAAGGGGAGGGGAAGGAUUAUAUUCACGCAGGGAGGCACCUUUAUCUUUAAAUUUUUUAUUAUUAUUUUUUUUAAUAUUCACGAUCUCACUGUUCUGUGCUCUCAAAACGUGAUCAAUUUCACUUUGCACGCAGAGAUGGCGACGUUGGGGGUUCGGGGGGGUGGCCACCUUUUUGUUUUUGAAGGAUGUGAGGUGUUGGCUAAAUGACUGAGAGCAUUCUUCAAAAAAAAAAAAAAAAAAAAAAAAAAGACACCCUCCGCAUUCAUCGCUUUUGUCGGGUCUCAAGAUCACCGAAGCGUGAUGGAACCCGGACGACGUUGGACGCGGAAUCACAAUGUAAGCUAAAAAAAAAAAAAAUGGGAGGGGACUUAUUUUUUUAAUUAAAAAUUGAUGUUGAUUUAUGUUGUGCUCAGAUGACGGGUCUGAAUUUUAUUUGGAUUUCAAGUUUGCGUGUGAGUAAAGGCACUCUGGAUACAAACGUGGACAAAAGGGAAAAAACAGAUUGGGCCAUAUGGGGCUCGCAGGCCAUACUUUGCACACCACUGCCUUUUAUGAACCCCCUUAAAAUCUGUGAAAUACAUUUUAAUGCAAAGAAGAAAAAAAAAAAAGACAAGUCCCUGUUGUGCCUAUCUGCACUUCCAUCAUCAUAAUCACAUUCAUACAAUUAACAGCUAAACUACGUUUAUUCAAUAUUUAUUCAUAAAAGCCGGCUACGAGAGAACAGAUGACUGCCGGUGUAAAUGCCUUCAUGUGUCUUUUGAGAGAGAACCUUCCGUGUGCAUCAACACUAUUGAUUGGAGGUGACGCUGUGGCUAAAGUCCGACUGACCUCUGGGGGGUCUUCAAUUUGUCACUGUUCCAGCGGAGAGGCCUCCCGGGACCCUUGUUACAGACUCUCCUAGACUGGCAUUUUCGUGGCGUUUGGCCGCCGAUCUGGCUCAAUUUGCCGGCACGCUCCUGCUCCAUUUGCCUGUUAAUGAGCGCUGUUGUCGGGGGCGCCCAUGUGUGCCGUGUCGCCGCGCUCGCUCGUCGCCCGCCACCUACGCCUGACGCCGUGACCGGCGUGGAAGGUGGCAACCGCCGUGACAGAUGUUCCCCGUCCUGGGGAGAGAAGCCACAGGACGGGCGCCAUGCAGUCAGGGGGGGGGGGGGGGCUUGUGUUUGUGUACUUGGCACAACAACACCUGAGUCUCCUUGUUCAGCA
Molecule: messenger RNA, 1811 nt
Organism: Syngnathoides biaculeatus (alligator pipefish)
Lineage: Eukaryota; Metazoa; Chordata; Actinopteri; Syngnathiformes; Syngnathidae
Exons: 6
Coding region: 35-532 (165 amino acids)
Source: RefSeq, a predicted model, not a curated record